Messenger RNA from Hirsutella rhossiliensis, 528 nucleotides. RefSeq lists its product as uncharacterized. The transcript has 2 exons. The record is from RefSeq and is a predicted model, not a curated record. Gene Ontology annotation, cellular component: mitochondrial inner membrane. The coding region runs from base 1 to 528 and encodes 175 amino acids. NCBI's taxonomy places the organism in Eukaryota, Fungi, Ascomycota, Sordariomycetes, Hypocreales, Ophiocordycipitaceae. Gene Ontology annotation, biological process: mitochondrial respiratory chain complex I assembly.
AUGCACACGACUACGCCAAGCUGGAAAGCGCAAAGCGACCGACCGCGAGAACAGCCGCCUACCGAUCUCAACGAACUGAAUGUCCUGGGGAACAUGCCUGCCCCGUCAACGUCGGUGGACGUGUGCUUGUUCGAUGGAUUCGGCUUGAAUAGCGGAAUCACCAUCUCCGGGGGCGACGGCGCGCUGCUCGUCAACGGGGAGGCCUUCGCAUGGCGGCCUUGGGAGACAAAGGGCUCCAUGGAGCUGGUCAAUGGGAAGGGCCAGAUUGAGCUCCCGACCGAGGCUUUUGGGCUUUUCGACUUGCUCUGGCCGCGACCAGACUUGCUGGUCAUUGGCGUGGGCAAGCACAACUUGCCCCUUAGCCCACAGACGAGGCGACGAGUUGCGGACCUUGGCAUCAGAGUGGAGGUGCUAGACACGAGAAAUGCAGCGGCGCAGUUCAACCUACUGGCUACGGAGCGAGGAGUCUCGGAGAUUGCGGCGGCGUUGAUACCCAUCGGCUGGAGGGAAGGCGUGGGCGCUGCAUAA